Messenger RNA from Lodderomyces theae, 1473 nucleotides. It is a transcript of the gene CDC13, whose product is annotated as Cdc13p. Bases 1 to 1473 code for a protein of 490 amino acids. The record is from RefSeq and is a predicted model, not a curated record. The transcript has a single exon. Lineage: Eukaryota; Fungi; Ascomycota; Pichiomycetes; Serinales; Debaryomycetaceae.
AUGAAUGAUAAAUUUCUACCGGUGAAGAAGGUAUCGCAAAUUCCCGAAAUAAAUGGGGAAUAUGUUCGAGGCAAACUACAGUACAGAACGAAGACAUUCUUUUUGAUGCUACGCACCUAUCCCAUACAUUCAAUCCCCGACAAUCGAUGUAGGGUUGAAGCUACUGAUUUCACUUCACACUCUCAAAUAAGUAAAGAACGUGGUGAAAAUGAUAAAAAGUACAGACUUUUGGAGACUGACGACAAUAAAGUCUUGCAAUUGAUAGUUUUCAAGAAUCAAUUGCGAAAUUUGUAUGAAAAGUACAAUGAGCUAUACCCUGGACGCAAGAUUGAUAUACCUCCAGCAGACGGAGACUUCCGGCAGGUCAUUGAUGACAGACUAUUGAUAUUCAGUAUCACUGUUUGGUGGAGGGAGUACAAAGAAAAAUUAGAACCCUUUACUUAUGAUGCAGAUAUCGUUGAAUAUGAUUGUCUUCUAGAUAAUGAGAAGAAGUUUGUUGGAGACUUGUAUAAGAAGAUAUUGAAGAAGAAGCAAUACAUUAAGGGGCUUAAUGGGUUGGAAAAAGAAAUCAUUCCGAAGGAGUUUAUCGAGAGUGCUACACGUGAUGAUGACGAUGAUGAUGAUAAUGAAGACGACGAGGAUAUAUCGGAGAUGUCAUUAUCGGAAGAUGAUUUUGAUGAAGAAAGCCCAGUCGAAUCGAGACUUUCAUCUCGACCAACAGAAAAUGACAUACCCGAUCCAGACCUAGGAGAUAUGAUCGACAUAGAACGAGAAAUAUUGGAAGCGCAAAAUCGUAUUAGUAACAGCAAUGUCUCCUCCGUUUUGGAGUGUGCUCCAGAAAGUGUUGUUGAAGUUUCCAAUUCAUCCGAGAGCGCAAACGUUGAAGAUAAGCAAAAUUCACAAGAAAAGAGGCACAAACGUGCCAAAUCUGACGUAGAGCAUCAAGAAAUUGAAAAGCGUUCAAAACAAAGUAAUGAUUACCAUGAUGCACAAACUCAAAACGACGCAAUUGUGGAGGCAACUGUGACUCCAAACGCUAGCAAUGGUGGUGACGCUUCAGCGUUUUACAAAGUUUCUGAACUAACCAAGUUGAGCAACAGCAUUGACAAUAAAACGUACACUGUAGUUUGUGAAGUUUUGGAUGCGACUCCAUCAAGCAAAGAAUGGAUAACCUACAAGUCAUACGAAGUGAAUCCCCUAACAGAGGAGACAGAGUUGAGUCACACGCGACUUCAAGGGAUGGAGUUCAUUAUUACUGAUGUUGCAUAUCCAGCCAAUUACGAGUUAAAGGAAGGUGAAUACAUGUCUAUUUAUCUUGAUGGUGAACAGGUGUUGGCUUUGAAUAAGGCUCACCAGUGUGUGACAAAGAAAUUACUCAAUUUUGCUUGGGACAACAAUCGAGAUGACACUAUUUUGACGUUGAAGUUGCGCAAAGUGCAAAGAGAGGUUGUUGUGUGGACGGUCGAGUGGUGA